Molecule: messenger RNA, 2532 nt
Organism: Xenopus laevis (African clawed frog)
Lineage: Eukaryota; Metazoa; Chordata; Amphibia; Anura; Pipidae
Product: extended synaptotagmin-1-like
Exons: 8
Coding region: 1536-2411 (291 amino acids)
Source: RefSeq, a predicted model, not a curated record
CCCCCAUCCUGCUCACAACAUCACCCACCUUGCCCCCUGUCUGGACUUGACUUACAGUAUCAACCCUAGGUUAUAGGAUGAUUGGUAGAGAAGGGACAAAGUGUCAGAAAGUUUCAGUCCAAUCAGAAGCAAAAUGACUAUUAUUUCUGUGACACGCCUUCAGCAAGACUGUGAUUGGCUCAAACUUCACUUGCACCCAGACCAGUCUCUGCCCAAUGGAGCUUACAAUCUCACACACGCACACAACUCACUUAUUUCUAAUGAUUAUUUUAACUUUAAUAGUUUUGUUAUACAUAGGGAGUUGUAUUUAUUAUAUUUAUUUUAUUGGAGUUGCCAUACUGCAUCUCCCAUAAACACUCCCAAUCCCUUUAGCUAUUUCCUUUUAAUGUCACUUGUAAACAGAGUAACAGAAAUAGACAAGACCUCAACAACUCAUAAAGAUAUACAAAUCUAUUUGUACAUGUAUUUGCAUGGUCCACCUAUGAUCACAUCAUCCAUUCUGAUGUCAUCACUUUUAAAUGCAUGGCUUACCCACAAUUACAUCGCCCAUUGUAACCCAUGGCAACAUCAUUGUGAUGUCAUCACUUGAAUGAUUGCCAACAAUUACAUGACCCAUUGUAACCUUUGGCAACACCAUUGUGAGGUCAUAAUGAUAAAACCAGGUGCAGCUGUUACAGCUGGUCUGUAGUCAUGGCAACGUCAUUGUGAGGUCAUCACUUGGAUGAAACCAAGUGCAGCUGUUACAGCUGGUCUGUAGUCAUUUUAUGUUUAGUGGUCGAGGAGGAAGGAGCUAUUUCUGAAUCCUCAAACCAUUAUGCUUAAUUUGUAUUUUAUUGUUAUUUUCUUUUUUUUUCUUUUACUAAUUAAGUUUAAUCAAGAUCAAUCUUCAAUGAAAUUUUCAUAUUUAAAAUGUAUUAUUGUCCUGCUAUUAGGCUUCUUUGCAGGAUAUUUAGAAGUGCAAUUUAUAUAUGUAGUUGCAGGAAUACUGGUGUGGAGCUGGUACUGGCACCGAAAGCCUAGUAGCCACCCAUCAGAAAUAAAGCCUCAGGACAAAGCCAAGGAACAGACAAAGGCCCCACACAAAGUAAGGCUCACCCCAUUACUAAUAAUGUCCAUUAACAAUAUAGGAGACAGUUGUACUGAAUUCUUUAGUAAAGAGACAGUUCAUCUUUUUAUGAAAAGUUUCAUUCCUAGCAACUUUUCAAUUGGUCUUCAUUUUCAAUAGUUAUUGGAUUAUAACAAAUGCCCUUUGAGGCUACAAUUGUAUUGUUACUGUUUAUCACUUAUAUUUCUGUUCAGGCCUCUCCCUUUUAUAUUCCUGUAUCUCAUUCAAACCAAAGCAAUCUCCAGUCUAAUCAUUGCGGCUCAUAUGUAAAACUGUGCCCCCACAAUUGCAUUUAUUUCUGCAGCUGCAAAAAUCCUAAUAAACGGAGGAAUAUGCAUUCUGACAUCUCACUUGAGUUCAUUCCUCACGUUAAACAAAAAGAAGUUUUUAUAGAGGGAAAAAUGUGAAUUUCUAAGUGCAAUAAUGGGACAUGAUCACUAAUAUUCAUCUCUCUCUGAAUGUGCAGGUCGCAGAUAAAGAAUUUGAGAAAGUCCAGUGCCUGAGUGUGAUUAUGGAGCAUAUGUGGCCUUAUCUGAGCAAGUACUUGGUGAAGUUUCUAAAGCAGAAGAUUCAGCCCAAACUUCGUUCCAAAUCCAGAUAUUUGAGCAAUUUCUGCUUCUUUGACAUUGAUUUUGGUAAGAAGGCUCCACAGGUGACUCAUAUGAGAGUCCAAUCAGAUCCAGAGAAGAAGCAGAUUAUCAUGGAUCUCCAAAUCAAAUACAAUGCACCAGUGAAGUUGGAUGUUGGACUCUCUGAACGUGCAGCUCUAGCCAGAGUGAACAACGUAAAGCUUGAGGGAACAUUCCGAAUCAUUUUUGCCCCACUGAUGGGAAACAAGCCCUUAAUUGGAGCUCUGACCUUCUAUUUCCCUCAACGACCGGCGUUGCAGCUAGACUGGACAGGACUCACCCGCCUGCUGGAUAUUCCUGGUCUGCACUCGCUGACAAACAGAAAGAUUGUGGAGAAAAUUGCAACUUUCUUGGUUUCCCCAAAACACAUCACCAAGCGAAUCACAUCAAAAUGUGAUGUGACUGAAUUGCACUUUAAAGAGCGCAAGAACGCAGUGCGUAUCCAUGUACUAGAAGCAAGGAAUCUUGUCGCCAAAGACUUCUACACGAAAAAGUCCGACCCUUUUGUUGUUGUACGUGGAGGAGGCAAAACUUUCAAAACAAGGGUCAUAUCCAAAACCCUGAACCCAGAGUGGAAGCAGACAUUUGAGGUACCCAAUCCCCCCGAGAUUUAUUUACCCACAAACACAGAUUUAGGCUCAGUUCUACUGUCACUCAAUGUCUUCCCUUUACAUUAAUUCCCAUAUAUUGUACAUUAUAAGAUCACAGUUUAUUUUAUAUACAGAUUUAUAGAUAUGCAUAGAACUGGCGCUGUAGUGUUUGCCUUGGCUGAGGCAUUGCAGCCGCACUGUAAUAGGA